Molecule: messenger RNA, 959 nt
Organism: Solanum stenotomum
Lineage: Eukaryota; Viridiplantae; Streptophyta; Magnoliopsida; Solanales; Solanaceae
Exons: 5
Coding region: 14-625 (203 amino acids)
Source: RefSeq, a predicted model, not a curated record
AUUUCGAGAAGAGAUGAAGAAGACAUCCAGAUCAACGAGGAAGUCAUCGGCGAUGGAUUUUCUGUCAACUCCGCCGGCUACCGCGGCCGCAAGUCCUGUCCAAUCGAUGAGUGAAUCUCCGAAGCCAUUCGAGUUCAAUUUCAAAAAAUUCAAAGCUGGUACAGUUUCGCCAACAUCAGCAAAGAGGAGGAGUGGAAAGAAGAGCUUCAUUUCAAGUCCGGUGCAGUUGAAGCCUGCUGGUUCACCUGCGUCGGUUAAAAAUUUGAAAACGAUUGCGGAUCUGAAGGAUUUUGCGUCGUCUCAAUUGGACUCUGUUAAGGGCCAGAUUGAGCGAUCGCAUGUGGAGAUUCUCAAGGACCUCGAGGCUUCUCAGUCUCGCCUUCAGAAACGACUCAAGAUUCAGACACAAGGAUGCCAGCAAGUGGCAGAUGAAGCUGAAAGGGAGUACAAAAAGAUGUCUGAGCGAAUCACUGAAGGCAGGGAGGCAAUGAAGGGUUCAUAUUCGAUGUUCAUGGCAGAACUUCAAGCUAGUGGUGCUCGCUUGUGCAAACAAGCCAUUCCUGAGCUGUCACAAUCCGUCGAGAAAGCAAUAGAUACUCUCAAGAACCGUUAUGGGAUCCAUUAAUCAACUUCAGCUCGUUGAAGGCUUUGGCGUUUGAGGCAUAAUUUUCGAUUGAAUAGAUUGGAAAUAGGAAGACUAAAUCUGAAGGGUGAUCUGAGGCAGUUUGCAGCUUAUAAUUUCAGUUUCUUGAGGAAUAAAUGCAACCCGACAUGCAAAUUUGGGUGCUUACUCUUGUAAAUUUUCAUAUUUUCUUGAUGCAUUGGAGAAUUCUAAGAAGGUAAUCUGUUCAUCCACACUUAUAUUAGCUUUCUGGUGAUUUUCUAUUAGAACAUCACUUUCGUGCAUAUAUAGGCAAUAUAGUAGAAAAGAAAAGAAACCUGGAAGAGUUCAUUUUCCU